Cygnus olor (mute swan) is the source of this 1743-nucleotide messenger RNA. It is a transcript of the gene PMPCB, whose product is annotated as peptidase, mitochondrial processing subunit beta. The transcript is spliced from 13 exons. The record is from RefSeq and is a predicted model, not a curated record. Gene Ontology annotation, cellular component: mitochondrion. Lineage: Eukaryota; Metazoa; Chordata; Aves; Anseriformes; Anatidae. Gene Ontology annotation, molecular function: metal ion binding; metalloendopeptidase activity. Bases 57 to 1520 code for a protein of 487 amino acids.
GAGAGCUGAGGCGAGCCUGCGCAGCUGCCGCCGGAAGCGUCCAGCCGCCCCACAAAAUGGCGGCGCCUACAGCUCGCUUAGCGGCACGGCGGCUCUUCCUACCCUGGCGUUCUCGCCUUUUGCGAUCGCCCGGCCCGGGGAACCGGUGUGUACAUGUGGGAGCAGGCAGGUUCAGAGUUUCCAAGGCAGCAACAGAAGUAGUCUUAAAUGUUCCUGAGACUAGGGUGAGUCCUCUGGAAAAUGGCUUGCAAGUAGCUUCUGAAGACUCUGGACUUUCAACAUGCACAGUUGGACUUUGGAUUGAUGCUGGAAGCAGGUAUGAAAAUGAGAAGAACAAUGGAACUGCUCACUUUCUUGAGCAUAUGGCUUUCAAGGGAACAAAAAAGAGAUCUCAGUUAGACCUUGAACUAGAAAUUGAGAACAUGGGAGCUCAUCUGAAUGCCUAUACGUCCAGGGAACAAACAGUGUAUUAUGCAAAGGCUUUUUCAAAAGAUUUGCCAAGAGCUGUGGAAAUUCUUGCUGACAUAAUUCAGAACAGCACCCUGGGAGAAGCAGAGAUCGAGCGUGAGCGAGGAGUUAUACUUAGAGAGAUGCAAGAGGUUGAAACCAAUUUACAGGAAGUUGUCUUUGAUUACCUUCAUGCUACGGCCUAUCAGAAAACAGCCCUAGGAAGGACGAUUUUAGGACCCACAGAAAACAUUAAAUCCAUAAACCGCAAUGACUUGGUGGAGUACAUAACAACACAUUACAAAGGACCCAGAAUAGUCCUGGCCGCUGCUGGAGGGGUCUGUCACGAUGAGCUACUUGACCUAGCCAAAUGCCACUUCGGUAACUUGCCGUCUGCUCCAGAAGGAGGGCUGCCACCCCUGCCGCCCUGUAGCUUCACGGGCAGUGAGAUCCGUAUAAGAGACGACAAGAUGCCCUUGGCGCACUUGGCGAUAGCCGUGGAAGCAGCUGGCUGGGCUGACCCAGAUACGAUCCCCCUUAUGGUAGCAAACACUCUGAUAGGUAACUGGGACCGCUCCUUCGGAGGAGGCGUGCAGAACUUAUCCAGUAAGCUUGCUCAGAUUGCCUGCCAUGGUAACUUGUGUCAUAGUUUCCAGUCCUUCAACACCUGCUACACUGACACGGGGCUGUGGGGCCUCUACAUGGUCUGUGAGCCAUCAACUAUCCAGGACAUGGUACACUUCGUUCAGAGAGAAUGGAUAAGACUUUGCACAAGCGUUACAGAAAAUGAAGUAGCUCGAGCAAAAAAUCUUCUAAAGACAAAUAUGCUGCUACAACUUGAUGGCUCCACCCCAAUCUGUGAAGACAUUGGAAGACAAAUGCUCUGUUAUAAGCGCAGAAUCCCAAUUCCAGAACUUGAAGCAAGGAUUGAAGCUAUUGAUGCCCAGACUAUUAGAGAAGUUUGCACAAAGUACAUCUAUGAUAAGCAUCCUGCUGUUGCUGCUGUGGGUCCAAUUGAACAACUUCCAGAGUAUAACAAAAUCUGCAGUGGCAUGUAUUGGCGUCAUGAGUAGUGAACAAGAACUUCCAGUAUGUUUGAGCUUUAAGAGAAAAAAAAAAACAAAACACUGCUUUUGACUUCAAAAAUGCAUUUGAGAAGAUUAAAACUCAAACACCAACCAUAGUCCUGUGUAUCUGUACAAUUAAGGAGAGAACGAAAACAUGUAUAGUAUUUGCAUUUUUAUUAUAAAACAAAGAUUGUCAGUAAAAGUCAUUUCUUGACUUUAGUAGCAUUCA